Mugil cephalus (flathead mullet) is the source of this 4613-nucleotide messenger RNA. Its product is annotated as RNA polymerase II elongation factor ELL-like. Gene Ontology annotation, biological process: positive regulation of transcription elongation by RNA polymerase II; snRNA transcription by RNA polymerase II; transcription elongation by RNA polymerase II. The transcript has 12 exons. The record is from RefSeq and is a predicted model, not a curated record. Lineage: Eukaryota; Metazoa; Chordata; Actinopteri; Mugiliformes; Mugilidae. Gene Ontology annotation, molecular function: cis-regulatory region sequence-specific DNA binding. Bases 56 to 1885 code for a protein of 609 amino acids. Gene Ontology annotation, cellular component: transcription elongation factor complex.
GCUGAGCUGAGGGAGGAAAGCAGCUUUAAUUGCAGGGCAGCGAGAAAAGCCAGCGAUGGCUUCGCUCAGGCAGGAGCACCGCUAUGGGCUCUCCUGUGGAAAAAAUAUCAAAUUAUACAGCCCCGACAGGACGCUGUACCAUGUCAAGCUCACGGACACGGCUAUCAGAGCGCUGGAGGCUUACCAGAACCUCAAGGGGUCUUUACCGAGUGAACCAUCCAUUUGUUUCAAAGGAAACCAAGGGUACUUCAAGAUCCCAGCUCCAACGUCGGAGUCACCUUCUGCUCUUCGCGUCUUCUCCUUCUACUUGUCCAGCGACAGCAAAGACCAGCCACAAGCCAGCUUUGACUGCAUCCAUCAGUACGUUUCCAGCGACGGCCGCGAGCAGCUGGAGGGUCAAGGCAGCAUCCAGGACAAGAUCACCGUGUGUGCCACAGAUGACUCCUACCAGAUGACCCGCGAGAGGAUGUCUCAGGUGGAGAAGGACAGCUGGAGCCGCUCGGCCAUUGAGAUCAAACCUGGAGCCACACAUCCAAGUAAAUGCGUCAAGUACCACAAGAGGCCGGCUCCUCCAUCUGCCUCGGACAGCAGCGCGUUCAAGCAGUCUGCGGGCAACCGGCGGCACGGCGGUGCGCCCACGCCGACCCAGAGGCCCCUGAAGGACCGCAUCGUCCACCUGCUGGCUCUCAAACCCUACAAGAAACCAGAGCUGCUGCUGUGGCUGGAGAGAGAAAGGGCCACUCCCAAGGACAAGGCCGAGCUGGGCGCCGUACUGGAGGAGGUGGCGAAAGUGAACCCGAAAGACAGCAGCUAUUUGCUGAGGGACGACUUCUACAAGCACGUGCAGAGGGACUGGCCCGGCUACAGCGAGGAGGAAAGGCAGCUGAUCAGCAGGCUCCUGGCCAGCAGGAAGUUGCAGCCGCAUAUCAGCAGCCAGUCAAGGAAUCUUCAAGCAAACUCAUUAAUACUAAAGACCUCAGAGGACCAAAGCGUUGCAAAAAAUCCUCCCGUGAAACGCCCUGUGCCUUUUGACUCACUGGAGAGGCUAGCAGUGAAGAGACAAAAACUUACAGACCAGAGGUUACAGCAGCAGCAGCCCGCUGUAAACGGACUCUUAAACAGUAAAGGAGGACACGAUAAUGCAACUCCUGCCCUCAACCCCAGUUUCCACACAAAGACUGAGUUUCAGACAACAAGCACCCACACUGAUAACCAAAACGGCUUUCCAGGAGGCCACAAUAGCUUUCCAUUAACGCACAAACUGCCUAGCGCCAUCGAUGGACCGCUUUCAGAGACCAGGCAGCAAGAACCCAAAGUAAGCAGCCAACUCCAGCCGGCCCAGCGUGACUCUGACUUUGCUCAGCAGCAGCUCGCCAACAGCCAGCACAGGAAGAAGAAAACUAAAAAGCACAAAGACAAGGAGCGGGAGAGGUUAAAAGACGACCAGGGCAGCGCGUGGCUAAAGACGAGUCCUGAUCUCAAGCAGAAUCCAGACAAACUUGACAAUCCUGAUAUCACGAAGGUUGUGGCCACUGAGGAGAAGCCAGAUUAUGUGCUUACAUACAACUCCAUCACAGAUUUGGAGCAGCGUCAGAGGUACCAGGAGGAUUUCUGUGCAGAGUACGACGAGUACAAAGACCUCCAUUCCCGGAUCGCCACCAUAACGCACAUGUUUGUUCAGCUGGGGUCCAAAAUCAAGAGCCUGUCCCCUGGCACACAAGAAUAUAAGAUAAUGGAGGAUCAAAUACUAGAAAAGUACAACAAGUAUCGAAAGAAGUUCCCAGGCUACCGGGAAGAAAAGAAACGCUGCGAGUAUCUCCACGAGAAACUGUCGUACAUCAAACAGCUCAUAAUGGACUAUGACUUGUCUAAGGCUUCCUCGUAGCAUUGACUCUCUCUCAGAUUUUUAUUUGUGGAGCCAUGUGGGUGUCAAAACAAAGCUGCAGCCGACUACACAGACUUCUUCUGCUGGGACCACCAGGACGAUGCUGUGAGCUCUCAUGAUGUUUGACAUGUAGCAGAUUUCACUCUGGUUUUUCUAGGACCAGGGGUUAUUAUUUCGUAGUUAUUGUGUCUCAUCGAUGUUAAAUGUCCAAGGGAGAGGAAAAACAAACAGUCCUGACCCUAAUGCGUCCAGUGCACGUUUAUUGAAUAGUUUUUUUUUAUUUUUUUUCCAGCCUUGUUAAAUCCAGUCGGUGAGUCAUUCACGCACUCGACUGGUCAAAGAUUCCUUUCUUUACAUUAUACAUUUAAAGAUUUCAAGACGCAGUGUAAGAGAGGAAACUUUUUCAAGGUGUCCUCAUUUCUUCUAAUGACUGAAGCCGCCCACUGCAAAAAAAAAAAAAAACUGAAACAUUGCAAACCACCUCAGAUAUAGCCUUCGUGUCUUAUUGUGCAAAGGGAGUGAAAUAUUUCCACUUGUCCCCGCUGCCUUCAGUGACGCGGGCAUUUGUUAAGCGACUUUUGAAAAGCUUAUUCCAUACUGGAAACAAGUGAAAUACUUUAUGGCAAAACAUGGUAGUGUUUGAACACAAUAAUAGGUAUAAUGACGUAUUAGAAUGAAGCUAUUUUGCAGUACAACCAGUAAAAGGGUCCCCGUGAUUAGUAUGUUUGAAGAAUGGAGCGUGUCAACCUGACAUAUCUCACACUAAAUUCAGAUUCCUUUUGAAAUCAUCUGAAUCCACUGAGUAAAAAUGUUGGAUUAAUCACCCUGCUGCAAUAAUGCUGUCUUCAAAUGCAGCUCCUGAGCCUUCGGUUACCGUAUAUCUUGUAAACGACUCGUGAACAGCCCACGAGCUAGGGUGCUUUCAUAUGGAUUGUGAACAUUGGUAAACUCGACAGCAUUUGAAGGCAGCAUCAGUUGAGGUGUGUACACCGGAUGCACUUGAGCUUAUCUAAAGUAUUUAUUAACCUCACUCCCUUUAUUUUGAGCAACUGGUAAAUGGACCAAAAACAUUUAGACAUUGUUAACUGAGCAGCAAGUCUAGUUUAAAGUAUUUAACCCACUGGAAAGAAGUGUCUCUGUCUCUCUCUUUUUGCAUAGAACUACUGAUGUAUUUAUUUCUAAGCCACUUUUCCUCUAUCUGUACGCUGUCAUCGGCCUCCUCUGCUCGGCCUUGUUUUGAUCAAAGAGUCUGUAUCCAAGCAGCUGGGGUAGCAAACCCUUGAGCGGAUGUUGCCAGAUGAAAGGUAUCAUAAUACAGUAUAUUGUGGGUCUUGUCUUGACACAUUUGUGGGGAGUCUCUGGGUUAAAGCUGCACCUAAAAGCCUCUAAAUAUUAAUGGAAUAAGACUGCAACAAAAGGCCUGAGCUGAGAGGUCGUCAGCCAAUUCACCCGACACUUAACGCUGUAUUUGAAGUUCUUGCGUUGUACACUUUAAAGGGGGAUAAAGACAGUAUCACACGCUACUCUAGUAUUGUAAGGUGGAAAGCAUUAACAUUCACAUUGUGCUACGUUUUGGGCUCGUUUAAUCCACUACAGGGGAAACGCUAAAUUGGAAGCUUUAUAGUGUACAGUGAAUGAACUUCGGUCUGAGCCCUACAUGGUUGAUUCGCUUGAAAAUAUGCAGCCGCAUAGGGGAAAAAAGAAGUGUGCAUUUUCCUACAAUGUAACUAGAUUACACUAAUAUGAAGAGUUUUAUUAUUUUUUUUUAUGGCCUUUGGUUUCCAGUUAAUAAUCAGUGCCCAUUCACUCUAAGUGUGGUUUCAGAUUUAGUACUGAAUGUAAUCCCACAGUCAAUUGAAAUCCAGUAGAAGCCUUAAGAUUACACACAUUUGUAGGUAGCUUCAGACUGCCAAUAUCCAAAGGGCCAAUUGAGUUGUUACCCACACACAUCUGCACAUCUGUUGUCUGCCUUAUAUCCCAUUUAAACCUGUUUAAAUGAACGCCUUUGAUGGCUUUCUGUAUUCAUAAUGUAACUGUUUAGUUUAGUUUGAUUGGCCAUAAUCGCAGCUUACUCGUUUAUAAUCCUUCUGGUACUCUGUUUUUUUUUUUUCUUUUUAAUAAAUCAUCAUUGAGGUAAAACUUCAGGUAUUUAUAAUUAGGAAUACCGCUGACAUUGAGCUCUACGUUGACUCUCUGAGGAAAUGAAGUAAUGUGACUGAAAGAGUGUCUUCAGCAGUUUCUGCAAUACAUCAAGCACAAAAAAAAUAAAUAAAAUAAAAUGUCCACGUUAGUAAUAAUAAUACUGAAUCACUUUCAAGUAGUGGGCGGUAAUUAUGAGUAUAUUCCAGGGGGAGGAGAGAAUAAUGGUGCCAAGUGGUUGAUUGAAGAUCGUAAUUAACUAUUGAACAGCACGUCACUGGUCUUAAUGGCAGAACAUUUCUCACUGAAUGGGUUUUAAUUAUAGGUCUUAUAUUUUGUUAUAAGUCUUAAUUGGGUGCUCCAAUAAUAGGUUCACAAGUUUUUUUUGUUUUGUUUUUGGGACUAGUGCUGAGUGUUUAAAACAAACAACAACAAAAAAAAACACUGGUGUGUGUGUACUGCACACCUGCUGUAGAGAGGAGUUUGACGGGAGAGUAUGCAUCAUGAACUGCAUUUUUACAAAUGUAUACAUUCUCUUGUGCUGUUUUGCAAAGUUCAAAGGAAUAAAAACCAAUCCAAAUGAUCUUUA